CUCAGUUCUUGCAUUCCUAGUUGGGAAACAUUUACAGAGAGAGAGAGAGUGAGAGAGGAAGAGAGAGAGGGAGGGAUAAAGAGCUCACCGUGGGGAAGGGCUUCUUUACCCCUCUCUCUCUCCAAAACCCUAAUCCUUGGGUUUCUAGCGAAAUCGAUCCCUGACGCAGGCAGGUAGCCAUUUGAUCGACGUAGGGGAGGCGACGGCCAGCUCUUCCUAGGGUUUUCGGCGAGAGAUCUUUCAAGCUAUCGGCGUCUUUCUUCUUGUUCGUGUUGUCGCUGCUGAGUGGUAGAAAACAGCUAGGGAAACUAGGGUUUUGAUGUUUGUCUAAGACGCGGUUUCCAAAGCUUGGUGUGCUUAGACGGCUUUUGCUAGUAUUAAGCUCAGAAUGGCACCGAAACCACAAAUAACUAAAGCUCUGGAUGCGAUGAAGGACAUUGGCAUUCCUGUGCAUACAACGAAACGAGUGUUGAAGAAGCUUUUGCAAGUGUAUGAGAACAAUUGGGAGUAUAUCGAAGCUGAGAACUACAGGGUUCUUGCAGAUGCUAUUCUUGACUUGCAGGAGUCCAAGGAUAAUGAUACAGUUAAUAAGGAAAGUGAUCCACCGGAGUUGCAAAAUGAUAUUGAUGUUGGCAGUAAGAGAAAAGUAUCUACAUCAAGUGAUGAGCCUGAGAAUUAUAGGAAAAAGCUUAGAACGAUGCAGGAGGAGCAAGGCCCUUCAACUUUAGUCCAUAAUUCUGAAAUACAUGCUUACAAGAGGCAAAAAAGAGAAGAUAUUUCACCUGAUUUACGUACUGUUCAGCAACAGGUGAAGCCAGUUUCACAUCGGACAAAUCAAAGAGCCACCAAGCUUCCAUCAUCCGAGCCUUCUUCUGCAGAGAGGACUGACGUUGCGCCACCUCCACAUCCUAUGAGAUCCAAAAGGCCUGGGCAAGCAUCAUCUCAGGAAAUCUCUGGAGUGUCAAGGGCUUUGACGCUUGCACAUAACAGUCCUGGCCAGAGAAAUGCAGUGUCCAGUUCACUUCUGACCUAUCAGAGAGAUAAGCACCCAGUGAAUAAGAGAAUGGAAGACUUGGUCUGUUAUAAAGAACCUAGGGUCAAAUCUGGCACAGAGAUCUUGCCAGCACAUGGAACUCAUGACUAUCAUUCUGCCGCAGCUAGACAGAUAGGCGAGCCAACUUGUGGUCAGUCUGCGGAAUUUGAGGUUCCUCUUGCAAUGAUAUGCCCUCCUGACUCAGUUCCUGCCAUAGAUAAAGAUCAUCGAGGGCAUCCAUGCUUGGAUGGUUCUUCAAAGCGAAAUGGCUGUGCUCCACAAACAAAGGCAUCUAAGGCACUCGCAACACAACAUGCAGAUAGAAGGGGAAAGAGAGCUGUCACAGAUGCUGUAGGCAACAGCAUAAGCCCCUCCGACCUUGUAAGUGUUCAAGAGAAGUCUUCCACCAAUGUUGAGAUAGCUUCCUCAGUUAUGGGUGAAGUCAAGCUUUCAUUUACAUGUGACACUGGCGCACUUGGCCGCUCAGAUUUCCAUAUGCCAAGCAUAGAGGCUUUAUGCAAGAUGGUAGAGGAUAAAUGUUUAAGAUCCUACAAGAUUCUUGAUCUGAAUUUCUCCCUUAUGAAUAUCAUGAAAGAAAUGUGCCAGUGUUUUCUGGAGUUGGGUUCUGAAUCCAGAGAAGAUGGAGAGGAAGACAUCAUACGCAUAGUUCCUAGUCUUGAGUCGCUAAAAAGAUCUGGUAUCCGACAUAUGUUGGGGAGCCUGCCUGCAUGUUUUUCAGAGGGCUCAAAUGGUCACCAAUCAAAUGUGAAAGUUCAUGAGAAUAAUGAAAAUGCAUGGGCAAAGAAGAAAAUUGGAGAGUGCUCAAAUAUCAGUUCACGAAGUUUGGUCCUGGUACCACAGCCAGAGAUUGCACUCGGUGAUUUAAGACCAGCCCAUGAUGUAAAUGAUGUAACCAAAGGUGAAGAAAGAGUUAGAAUCUCCAUAGUGAAUGAAGCCAACAAUGAGCAAUAUCCGCCAUCUUUUUACUACAUACCACAUAAUAUUGUUUAUCAAAAUGCAUAUAUAAAUCUUUCACUUGCUCGAAUUGGGGAUGAAAAUUGUUGUUCGGAUUGUUUUGGUGAUUGUUUGGCAACAAAAAUCCCUUGUCCGUGUGCAAGAGAAACUGGAGGUGAGUUUGCCUAUACAAGGGAUGGCCUACUGAGAAAGGAUUUUCUGGAUGCAUGUAUUGCAAUGCAUUGUGCCCCCCAGAAACAUCAUUACUUUUACUGUAAAGACUGCCCUCUAGAAAGGUCAAAGAAUGAGGUCAGUCCUGAUCCAUGUAAGGGACAUUUACUCAGAAAGUUCAUUAAGGAAUGCUGGAGUAAGUGUGGGUGCAAUAAAGAAUGUGGAAAUCGAGUAGUUCAGCGAGGCAUAAGAUGCAAUCUUCAGGUGUUUUUUACCGGUCAAAGGAAGGGGUGGGGACUUCGUACACUUGAUGAACUGCCUAGAGGCACAUUUGUAUGUGAAUAUGUUGGGGAAAUACUGACAAACAUGGAGUUGUAUGAUCGAACCAUUCAGACCACUGGUACUGCGAAACAUACAUAUCCAGUGCUACUGGAUGCAGAUUGGGGCACUGAAGGAGUUCUAAAGGAUGAAGAAGCCCUUUGUUUGGAUGCCACAUUUUAUGGAAACGUGGCAAGAUUUAUUAAUCACAGAUGCUUUGAUGCAAACCUGAUUGGAAUACCAGUUGAAGUGGAGACUCCUGAUCACCAUUAUUACCAUCUAGCUUUUUUCACAACCAGGAAAAUAGAAGUUCUUGAGGAAUUAACCUGGGACUAUGGAAUUGAUUUUGAUGAUCACACUCACCCAGUCAAGGCAUUUAAAUGUCGUUGUGGAAGCAAAUUUUGCCGAGACAUGAGAAAUGUUUUCAAAACCAGAUCAAGUGCAUUAGUUUUGCGAUGAGCCAAUGGAGAUCCAUCAAAGCAUCCAACAAGGUAGAGUUUGCUGACGCUGUUUUAUCGUCAAAAGGGAACAGGUAAAGUGGAGCAAACAAGCUGGUUUUGUUUUAGUUGUCAUGCCUUUCAGGAUAUAAGAGUAAAUUUUGCUUUGUGGCUGGAAUUACCUAUGUGGGGAACAUUCAUUGUGGUAGUUAUUUUGGUUGCAUAGAUAUUUGGGUUAAUGUUUAUUGGAGGAGUUUUUUUUUUGUGGCCAACCGUUUGCUCUUGGUGACAGAUGUUGUCACCAAUGACAGUUCAAAGAACCAUUUAUAUUACCAACAUCAGCUUUCAUCAGACUCCAGUUUUUACAAUGAAAGACACUUCUAUGUGGACAUGAAUCGUGGUAUGUUAGAAGAUUGUUUGAACUGUUUAAUGUUAAUCAAUAUGUCAGUGUUAAGCGGCAGAUUGUGUGGAA
Molecule: messenger RNA, 3385 nt
Organism: Elaeis guineensis (African oil palm)
Lineage: Eukaryota; Viridiplantae; Streptophyta; Magnoliopsida; Arecales; Arecaceae
Product: probable inactive histone-lysine N-methyltransferase SUVR2
Cellular component (GO): nucleus
Molecular function (GO): histone methyltransferase activity; zinc ion binding; protein binding
Source: RefSeq, a predicted model, not a curated record